AUGAGGCAAUCAAAAGUUUACGACGACGAUGCAAGUACCUACAGCAAAUCGUUGUAUGCAAAGCGACAUUCGCUGAUGGGAUGUCAAAGUGAUCGGCCAGCCGAAGACAGCAGAAAACGACAAUCUUUGCCAUCAUCCACCAAAAUCUCCAACCCCGCCACCUCCAAGAGACGUAGUAGCACAUAUGACAAACCUUCCAAGUCUCGAAGAUCCUCUGAAAUGACCAAUGAUACCCUGAUCAAAAUGCCAAAACUAAAGAACCCCUUCAAAAAACUGAGAAGAAGGCACUCCAUGAAUGAUGCCAGCAAAAGCAGACACUACUAUGGUGAUGGCGAGUCCUUCUUCUGCGAGAGCAUGGCCAUGUUCCUAUUCUUCCAUUGCACCUUUAACAGAGGCUAA
Messenger RNA from Seminavis robusta, 399 nucleotides. NCBI's taxonomy places the organism in Eukaryota, Bacillariophyta, Bacillariophyceae, Naviculales, Naviculaceae. The record is from the annotation of a GenBank genome assembly.